GUAACCCAUUGUUACUAGAAACUCACAUCGCUAGGGCAUUGAGAAAACUUAUUUCGAAAUUUAUGCUACCAAAAUCAUCUAAAAUGCUGUGAAAAAUAUAACAUCAAUUGAAUGCAAAUUUGCCAAACUCAAGGCAAAUAAAAGUUGGACAUGAUGGGUGCUCCGAAUAACGCUAAUUCUUCCAUUGAAUCUGAGGCCAACGAGGAGGACACAUGCUGUUUUCUGAUCAUCGUGGGCAAAGAUGAUCAGGUUGGUUCAAAAAUGCUGGAUACCAAUCCAGAAACCGGCAGAACUUUGCCCGCUAGACGCCGCAUUCCUAAAUGGCCUCCGAGGGUCAAGCCGAGGAAGUGGAAGAAACACAGCGUUAGCAUGGCUACCAUGGAUUCCAGAGAAACCAAUGACCUCCAUGUGGGUUCAGACGAAAGUGAAGCAGCCUUGAGUAUGGACAAGAUAAGCAUGAGCAUUACACCGCUGGAUGAGAUUCAGAACGCUGGGAGUACGCCGCUGUUUAUACAGAUCGGUGACAGGAUACUGGCCAACAGGCCCUCCUUUACUGUGGUAAAGGAUGCUUCGACCCAAAAUGAAAUUAUGGAGUAUCUGGAUCAUAGUGAAAGCCAAAGCGAAUGCUGUCAGCUGGAGACGGUAUCACAAGUGAUGAGCUCCCAUGCUGAAUGUCAGACAGAUGAGAUGGGCUCCCAAGUGGAUAUGGCAUCAAUCAAUAACAGCUGUUUUGAAGAAAAAGGUGUCCAAGCAACUCCAAAUCUACCGCAGCCAGUUUAUGUACCAACCGCAGUGCCAGUGCCUCACAUCCAGCAUCCUUCUUCGAGUGCCGAAGAAACCCGAGUAGAAGCUGGGGGUGCUCAGAAUUUCAGUCUCCAAGUGCAGUCGCAGCCACUAACACAAGAAAUUGAACAGCAGCAAGAGCAGCAACCGCAGCUCCCAAACAACAGCCAGGCGCCUUCGCCCCUUUUUACCAUCAGCUUAGUGGCCUUGCCUCAGGCGAGUUCCAGGUCUGGCAUCUCUGUGGCCCCUUGCCAGCAAUUGCAAAGUGCAGUAUCGAGCAACGCAUCUUGCUCCUCCUUCUGCACCAGCAAUUGCUGUCUGUCAAGGCCUCCACAAGGCUGCCAAAUGUCAAAGACAACCUGUUGCUCCCCUCAGAAUUUGGGCCGCUGUCUGCUAACUCCCUAUGGAUAUCCUUAUCGCUGCUGUAGCCGCUCCGCAUUCUGCUGUCCAGUAUCGAGUCCGCAGCACCAGUCAUCCCAGGGAUUCCCCGGGCACUGCAACAAGGGCGGCAUGCCUGCGAGCAAUCAGGUCAGUCAUCACGCAUUUCGUCCUGUCCUUUCAAAAACUGGCUUUGCGCCCGGCGGCAACUUUCGUCCUGGCAUUAACCCCUGUCAGGCCCAACCAAUGCCCAGCCGCAGUCAGUGGUCCCACUGCCGCAUGAAAGUCCAUCCCUAUCCACACUGCAAUUGUGCAAGGUUCGUGAACAACCAGCAGCAGCAGUUCCCAGUGCAAAUGGGGCAGUUGAUACAACAGGGACACAUUUCCAAAUGCGCUUGCAGCUUCAGUCAGCAGUCCGGCAAGGAAAUGAGGUUGGAAGAAUGCGAAGAGGAAGGACUCAACCAAAAUGGCUUGAAUAAUUUCUUCUCCAAAGAACCGCAAAUAAGUCCAAGCUCCAGAACCCAGCCAUUAAGCAAGGACCAAAAGCAUCAAGAGCAAGCCACCGAUAAGGAUACGUCUUCAGAAGCACCUCGAGGAGGAGGUGCAACGAAUAUCAGUAGCACCACGUUGUUUUCAACUCGGUGCGGACGAACUUGCCUGAUCCUGAAACCCACCGAAACGAGCAAUUUCCCAAGGCUCCUGACCAGACGAAUCAGUCGCUUUACAUCGAUGGUAAUUGCCCCGAAGUAAAUAGUAUCCGAAGCAAUUUAGUAAUUUCUAGAAUUAACUCUUACCAUGUGGACUAUUUUAGAAUAUCCUGAAACUAUUAUAUAUCCAAAAAGAACGAACUCGACAUUAAAUAUCAGCUAACC
Messenger RNA from Drosophila kikkawai, 2033 nucleotides. It is a transcript of the gene schuy, whose product is annotated as schumacher-levy. NCBI's taxonomy places the organism in Eukaryota, Metazoa, Arthropoda, Insecta, Diptera, Drosophilidae. The record is from RefSeq and is a predicted model, not a curated record.